Molecule: messenger RNA, 557 nt
Organism: Cricetulus griseus (Chinese hamster)
Lineage: Eukaryota; Metazoa; Chordata; Mammalia; Rodentia; Cricetidae
Source: RefSeq, a predicted model, not a curated record
GAUUUGCCAAUCCACUCACAGGAAUAGCAGAUUCUUCUCAAAGCACAAUGCACAAUGCUUUGCACAUCUAUAUGAAUGGAACAAUGUCCCAAGUCCAGGGAUCGGCCAAUGAUCCCAUUUUUCUUCUUCAUCAUGCUUUUGUGGACAGUAUUUUUGAACAAUGGCUUCGAAGACACCGUCCUCUUCUGGAAGUUUACCCAGAAGCCAAUGCACCUAUUGGCCAUAAUAGAGAAUCCUAUAUGGUCCCUUUCAUACCACUCUACAGAAAUGGUGAUUUCUUCAUUUCAUCUAAGGAUCUGGGAUAUGACUACAGCUACCUACAGGAGCCAGAUCCAGGCUUUUACAGAAACUAUAUUGAGCCCUACUUGGAGCAAGCCACUAGGAUCUGGCCAUGGCUCCUUGGGGCAGCAAUGGUGGGAGCUGCUGUUACUGCAGCUCUGGUAGGGCUCAGCAGUCAUCUGUGCUGUCGCAAGAAGAGGCAGCUCCAGGAAGAAAGACAACCACUCCUCAUGGAAAAAGAUGAUUACCACAGCUUGCUGUAUCAGAGCCGUCUAUGA